UUCAAAGGGAGAAGGAGGAGGAGCAGAGAAAUAUCGCCAUAACUUUCUGCACUGAGUUUCUCCAGAGUCCUUCCAUUGAGACAAUACUGACAAAAUCAGAGCUCCAGGCACAGCUCAUGGAAUGGACCCAAGAUAAAAACCCCAUUGUACGUCGGCUCAGUCUGCGAGGCCUUGGCAGUAUUGUGCUCCAGCCAGAAAAGGUGCACUCGUUACGGGCCCAGCUGCCAGCGAUCAUGGACAUGUUCUGUGACACGGAUAGAGGGCGUGUCAUGGGAGCCAUGCAUCAAGCUGCAGACAUCAUCUACCUCCUGGAUGGGGAGGGCUUGGCUCCAUCUCCCAGGACAUUGCAGUCAGCCUUCGCCCCUUCAUUGAUGACCCCCUGCUGCCGCCUGGCCUCGGGAGAGGGGGCCUGGCACUGGGCAGAUGACCAGCUGUCUGGAGAACACCGGCCCCCAAGAGGUGGAGAUUCCCAGCAGGAAAGAGGAGAGGGACAGCGUGCGCUCCGUUGCCAUUUACUGCUUGGCAGCGUGGUGAGCAGCGUGAAGGACCCGGACAAACCCAUCGUGCAGCAGAAGAUGAUCCACUGCUUGCUCCCGCUCCUGCUGCACCUUGAAGACCGGGAUGAGAGUGUGACACUGAGAUGCAAACUGACGCUCUUCCGCUGCGCAGUGUUUCUCAGGUGGGCUCAUUUGAAGACGCUGUUCCGCAGCAUGGCCUGGGAUGGCUCCACACAGCUCCGGAAGUGUGCCUGGAAGUGCUUGAUGCAGAACAACAAGAGCCACAUCCCCAAAUUCCUGUUCCACGCCUUAGAAUACCUGGAAAGCUCACAGACAACAAUCAGACAUUCUGCAGCCCUGUUCAUUGGUAAGCAGAGCGACUUCACUUGAGCUUUUUUGACCUGCUUCCUUCAAAGCCCUUUUC
Molecule: messenger RNA, 921 nt
Organism: Mauremys reevesii (Reeves's turtle)
Lineage: Eukaryota; Metazoa; Chordata; Testudines; Geoemydidae
Product: maestro heat-like repeat family member 5
Exons: 7
Coding region: 117-887 (256 amino acids)
Cellular component (GO): cytoplasm
Source: RefSeq, a predicted model, not a curated record